AGCCCUGUGUGUCCAUCUUUACGCAUGCGCAAAUACAUGUAUAUGAAUAUAUAUAAGAAAUUAAUGAAAAUCUGAACGUCCGUAUCAACAUUGAUUGCGAUACAUUAAACUUUAAAGUGAGCGAGUUAUAAUAGUUAUCAUUCAAUAAGAAAUUCUGCUGAUGGAAAGAAGAAUCCAUAUUUGUCUAUGUUUUGGAUUGUUAUUAAAGUUUGGAGGCGCAGAUGACAUUUUUCUUCGUAACGCAAAGACAAGACUGGACUUCGUGGAACUUUCCCAGCCUCUCUGGUCAGGAUUGGGAAAGAACUUAGCAUGGUGUAGUUCCCUUUGUGCAGGAGAGCCAAAUUGCGUGUCCUUGCUUUAUGAUAAGACAAAGAAGUAUUGUAAGAUUUUCAAUGUGUUGCACCGAUUGGACGAUUCUACAGACAACUUAGGAUAUUACAUGAUAGAGAGAGCAAGAAAUCGAAGACUACCGGAGUCAUGCGCGGAUCUUGCCAACUGUUCUGGAACAAGUAUUGAUGGAGAAUAUUGGUUAUAUCCGAAAGCGACGAAUGGACAAAGAGUCAAAGUCUAUUGCCAUAACAUGGGAACAAAACCAAAAGAGUACAUCACCUUGAUGUAUAUCAACACUUUUGUUCAACAUGACAGUUCAAACUGGAUAAUACAAUGGGAGCAAUGUCAAAGUAACUACAGGACCCCACUGAAACAGGCCACAUUUAGUAAAAUUGCAAUAAAUAUCCAGGAAAUGACUGUGAUUGGAACAGAUUACACCUUUGCUGUACUUACGGGAGAUUUCGAUCUUCCUUUUGGGACAACGGCGGAUUGCGGUGGAGAAAGCUUUCGUUCAAAUUGUCCGUUCUUUGGCAAUGCCGUCAUCGAUACUCGAGGGACAGGGAUGGUUUUAGAUAAACAUAUUGGAUGGAUUGGUGAUGGAUGGUAUACUGCUGUACGGAAUUUUCAACAAUCUGUGGAUGGAACUGAAAUAUCAUUCCAGUGUGCAGGCUGGUGUGGAACAUGUAAACCUUCAUCUCAAACGAUAAAACUUCUCUUGUCAUCUGAAAUUGUGGCAGAUGUGGAAGCGAAACCAGAAGUCUGCAUCAUAUAAUUAGAAUCAUUGAGGCUGGUAAAGGCGGUCCAGAGGAAAAAAAACCCACAAGUGUAGUAGAGGGAUGUUAUGAGAUGCCAGCGUUGCAGAUGAUAAAUCAAUUUUGCAAUUGGACUUUAUUUUUUUUUUUAAAUCUUGAUGAGGUUUAAAUUAGUGAUUGAUCUCUGUGACAUUUCUGACCAAUAUGAAGUUGAUUUCACCUUACAUUAAUUACUGCUGUUAACGAAAUCAUUUUUCUAGACUGCGAAGUAAUGGAGUAAAACAAUAUGUGAAACGGCAUGCUUUAAACCAACGCUUAUUGUAAUAAUUAGCCGAGUUUGACAUUGUUCGUAAUCAAAUAUACCAAUACUUGAUAGUUUGUUUCACGAAUAUUGUGCAUGCACAUGAGACUCUACAUCAUGCACAUGCAUUUUUAGCUCACCUGAACCGAAGGUUCUCAAGAACCACUAAGCCAGAAAAGCUGUGAUUUACAUGAAAGCUUCCUGACAUAAUGCAGAUUCAAGUUUGCUCAAAUCAUGGGCUCCGGGGGUUGGAUGCCCGGGGCCACAAUAGGGGAUCAAAGUUUUACAUAAAAAUAUAUAGUUAAAAUCUUUUUCUCAAGAACCACUGAGCCAGAAAAGCUGAUUUUUACAUGAAAACUUUCUGAAAUAGUGCAGAUUCAAGUUUGUUCAAAUCAUGGCCCCCCGGGGGUAGGAUGGGGCCACAAGGGGGCAUCAAAGGUUUACAUACAAAUAUAUAGUUAAAAUCUUUUUCUCAAUAACCACUGAGUCAGAAAAGCUGAUAUUUACAAGAAAACUUUCUGACAUAGUGCAGAUUCAAGUUUGUUCAAAUCAUGGCCCCCGGGAGGUAGGAUGGGGCCACAAGUGGGGGGGGGGGGGCAAAGUUUUACAUACAAAUAUAGGAAAAAGCUUUAAAAAUCUUCUUCUCAAGAACCAUUGGGCCAAAGAAGUUGACAUUUACAUGAAAGCUUUCUGACAUAGCGUAGAUUCAAGUUUGCAAAGGGUAGUUUGGGCCAUAAUAGGGACUAAGGUUUUACAUGCAAAUAUAUAUGGAAAAUCUUCAGAUAUGGGCCAAGGUGACUCAGGUGAGCGAUGUGGCCCAUGGGCCUCUUGUUUUGUUGCUGUAUGCAUCGUGAAGGACUUAAAAACGAAGUAAUGAUCUUUUUUCUGUUUAAAUGAUUAUUCAUCAUUUCAAUAAAGAAAUAUGCAU
Molecule: messenger RNA, 2311 nt
Organism: Ostrea edulis (European flat oyster)
Lineage: Eukaryota; Metazoa; Mollusca; Bivalvia; Ostreida; Ostreidae
Product: A disintegrin and metalloproteinase with thrombospondin motifs 9-like
Exons: 6
Coding region: 161-1102 (313 amino acids)
Molecular function (GO): zinc ion binding; metalloendopeptidase activity
Source: RefSeq, a predicted model, not a curated record